Molecule: messenger RNA, 1638 nt
Organism: Odontomachus brunneus
Lineage: Eukaryota; Metazoa; Arthropoda; Insecta; Hymenoptera; Formicidae
Exons: 2
Coding region: 159-1469 (436 amino acids)
Cellular component (GO): extrinsic component of mitochondrial inner membrane
Source: RefSeq, a predicted model, not a curated record
AUAACUUUGUGUGGUAUUGAAAUUGUCAACUACAUUUAUAACACUCUGAAAAACUUCCAAACAGUUUCUCUGGGUCCGCGAAACAUUCGCCAACUAUACUUCUAAACUGUGCAAUGAUAACUAUUUUACUUUGUCCCAGAUAAAUAAAAUAUACAGACAUGAAUCUUAUCAUAGAUGUGCAAAACUUGUACGACGAUUCUACUUGGAUGAACGGUGAUAUUAGUUAUAAUAAUUUCUUUUAUCCAAAUAUUUGUCACGUUUGCAAAAGUAAAAAUUAUGGUAUUUUGAUAGAAUGCGAUAAGUGUUACAUGAUUUCUUACUGCAGUGAGAGACAUAAACAGACGCAUUUUAAACAACACGAGCAAUUUUGCACAUAUAUAACAAAAUUCUUAAGAGAGAGCAGUAAAACGGAAUGGGGUAUUCGUCAUUCAGAAACGCCCGAAUGGAUUGAGUCAAGAAGAAUAUUUUUGGAUGUAAUCACGCAAAGGCUACCACGCAGUCUGGAGACGUACGAAAUAGAAAUGAUCAUUUUCGCAAAAUCAUGUCUUAUUUGUCACCAACAAAUUGAUAUACAUCCCUGUAAAAGAUGCUAUUCCGCCAACUUUUGCCUUAUUCAUAUGGAAGAUUUUUUUAUCAAUCACGCAUCAAAAUGUGGAAACUUGAUGUUAUGUCUCAAUCUAGAUAUCCUAAAUAUCAUACCUACAGAUUUUAAACGAUUAAUUAAAUUUCCUAAUAAAUCGAUACUUCCCGAUAACAUGCUUGAAUUUGUUCUCAAAUGUGUGCACUGUCCUUAUAGAAACUUGAAAAAUUAUAACCAAGUUCUUUCAAAAUUCGCAUAUCUCUGUUCCGAUUAUGCAUCAGGACCAUUCACGUUGUUCGAUGGGAUGAUAAAAGCACAGUUAAAUCAUCUUCCAAAUAUGGCAGGAUCUCAAUUUGUUAUUCACGUAAUAUCAGCAACCUCUAUCGAAAAUAAAUAUAUGAAGGCUUGGGAACUUCUCCAUCAUCUUUUAUUUUGGAUAAAGAAGUUAACAGUUGUAUUGAUAGGAGAAGAAUUAAAAACUCAAGAUAUAAAUUUGGAAAGUUGUGACAGCUGCAAGUCCCGAAAUCAGAAGAUCAAAGUUGUGUGUCGUCCUGGAUCUUACCACGGCUACACGACUGAUCCAACGUUUCAACAACCAAAUGUGAUCAUAAUAUUUCAAGCACAUUUUGAUACAACAAGCACAUGGCAAGAACAUAGCUUAUUGACAGCUUAUUCACAUCGUAUAAACUGUUCAUAUAUUUUAACAUCCAUAUCGCAAUCUGUAGCGGAAGAGAAUAUGAAUAAAAUACGAAAGAUUCUAAAUGUAAAUCCUGUAUAUAAUGGACCAAACAAUUUUAGGUCCUUUUAUCCAUACAGACUGUUGCAUAGAGAUUGCGUCGGUUAUCGUAAUUCGCAUGUAACUGUGUAUCGGAAUUUACAUUCUUCAUAAAAACCAUUUUAAACGAUUUGAAGCUCUCUUAUGUGAUUGCCAUAUCACUUGAAUUAUUGUAAAAAAUAUAGACAAUAUAUUACCCUCCUUAUUUAUGAAUAUUUUUAUAAAAUAUAAUCUAUUUUUAUGAAUUAUGGAUAUUUCUAAUAAAGAACUUAUUUAACUGCUC